This is a messenger RNA of Oryzias melastigma (Indian medaka), 2519 nucleotides long. It is a transcript of the gene klf9, whose product is annotated as Kruppel-like factor 9. NCBI's taxonomy places the organism in Eukaryota, Metazoa, Chordata, Actinopteri, Beloniformes, Adrianichthyidae. Gene Ontology annotation, biological process: regulation of transcription by RNA polymerase II. The record is from RefSeq and is a predicted model, not a curated record. Gene Ontology annotation, molecular function: RNA polymerase II cis-regulatory region sequence-specific DNA binding; DNA-binding transcription factor activity, RNA polymerase II-specific. The transcript is spliced from 2 exons. The coding region runs from base 382 to 1026 and encodes 214 amino acids.
CGUGGGAUUCCGCGAAAUAGUUUCUUGGAGUUGGGAGAACUGCUGCGCGCUACUAAAUGGGACAAGUUGACGCAUGAAUGAGAGCGCGCAGGAGGCGACACAGACCGGCAACAACCGCUCGUCGGCCGAACUCAGCUGUUUAUCGAUCCGCCGGUUAGACUUAUCAGCCAGAAGGAGGGAAAAGCCGGGGAACGACUAGAGCGGUUAUCUUUCCUGAGGCGGUCUUUAUCCGCCCAGCAUCCUUAGCUAGAGAACGCACAGGACAGACGCAUUUAAGAGGACACGUGGAUGAUCCACCAGAGGACCCCUGUCCACAUUCUCGACCAGUUUUCUCUGCAGAAUUUCGGUAGAUAAAAGAGAGUGGCGGAAUCUGCGACAGUGAUGGAUGUCUCUGCAGACUGCGUGGCCGCUCGUCCUCUGGAGAGGACAGAGGACGUGCUGAAAGACACCCAGGAGAACCGGACUUUACUGAUGGUGGCGAUGAUUUUACUGGACUUAAAGAAAUGCAGCCCUGAGGACACCAGUGGAGGCACGGGCGAAGCCGAGGAAGAGGAGGAGGAGCGGCGGGACAGCUGCCGCCUGAGCGGCGAGGACAGCCGGACCUCGCCGGUCCUCAAACAGCCGCGGAACCGGGUGGUGGGCAGACAGGCGUCCCUGGAGAAGAGACACUGCUGUCCCUUCGACGGCUGCGGGAAGGUCUACGGGAAGUCGUCGCACCUCAAAGCCCACCUCAGGGUCCACACCGGUGAGCGACCCUUCAAGUGUACCUGGCCAGACUGUGGUAAGAAGUUCUCCCGGUCCGACGAGCUGACCCGUCACUACCGCACGCACACGGGCGAGAAGCGCUUCACCUGUCCACUGUGCGACAAGUGCUUCAUGAGGAGCGACCACCUGACGAAACACGCCCGGCGACACGCUGGCUUCCAUCCAAGCAUGCUUCAGGGUCCCAGCGUGGCCAAGAGACGCCGCUGCUCUGUCUCCAUGUCCUCCUCUGAUUCUGGAGACCAAAGUCCCUCCGGAGUGUGAAACGUGCACACCCUUUCAUACUCGCAUAAUGCUACACAGUAGAUACAGAGGUACACACACCCACAUGCAUGGUGCGCAUACCUUUUCAUAAACGCUGUCAAGUCGGACAGAUCAUCCAGCCAGGACGCAGUUCAGGGAGCCCUAUCAUCACAUGUGGAGUCGUGCAGCAGGAGACACAAACACGUCCAGCCUGACUGUAAACAAAUUACCAUCUUAUUUCUCGAUGUAAUUCAUAUUUAUUAAGGGUUGUGCAGGGAUUGUCAGAAAAAAGCCUAGCUGUCUUGCCUUGUUCGAUUUGUAAUGUGCAACUUUUUCUAAAGGAAUCCCUCUUUCAAAGGGCAUUCCUGUGCAUACACACUAUUGCUUUUACAAAAUGCUGCACAUGUUGAUUUUGCACUGUGCUGCAUUUGAAGAUGCUAAUAAAGUACUACAAAGGAACUUUUUACCAAGUGCACUGGGAAAUAUGUGCAAAUAGUCCUUAAAUACUUUUUUUUUUAAAAAUUUUUCUUUAGUUCUGGACCAUUAAAGAAUAAAGCAGUAUUACAAUGUAGAUAUAUCAAAUAUACUUGCUGAGUAUAUUGUAGUUAAGUGCUAUUAGAAAAUAAGAGAAGUCAUAAUAAUAGGAAAUUUGUUUUUGGCAAUAGAAAAAACUUUAGUGCCGUGUGUUUUGAAGCUUUAGUUAAAUAUUUAGAAUAAAAUAUUUUCAUACAACAUGAGAUACAUGCACCUUUAUACAUCUCUUUAACAACAUGUGAGCCAUUCUCAUAGAAAACCACUUCAGCUUCUCUUUUGUUCUUUUCUGACUUGAAUUGCGCAGGACAACACAACAGGGUAAAGCCUCUCAGGAGUUGAUGGGUAGCUUCUUUUGGCUUGGUGAACAGCAGAUCAACAGUACGGACGGUGCCAGUUGCUGUAUGCUGUAAACAGGUUUUGUUAGUGUGAGGACUGCAUUUCACAACCCAUUCCGCCGCAUGUGGCCAUGCCAAUCCACACUACGCCCCCAUGUGGCGACACAGAAGCACAUUUCCCAAAACAAAGAGUCACGCAACAGAACUUUUUUUUUGUUUGCUGUAGCAUGUGGAGGACAGCCCUCAUCCUUCAUUAGGUGUUUUCCUUCAUGUAGCGCGCUUGUUUGUAUUUUUAUUUGUCUACUAAUCAUUUUGUACAUAUUACUAAUGGAAUUGAGGGUUUUCUCGUAAGUUCACUACAGGAGCCAUAUUGCAGUGUUGAUGUCAUAAAGUUCUCUUUUUAUACUUGCUAUUCAUUCAAUCGUCCAAAUACAGAAACCACAUUCAUUUGCUUGCUAAUUAUUUUUCUGUCUUUAUUUAUAACUGUGAUUAAAGCUGGUGCCUUUCAGGUGGAAAUCCUUGUUUUUGAUGCAACUGUGCUGCAAUCAGGGACUGAUGAUGCAAACUCCCGCAUUGAUGCAAUACAGACAGCUGUGUAACAAUUACCGCUCAUGGUUUUAACAAUAAAAGAACUUUUAUUUCUUA